CAUUUCUUGUUCAUGGUGAGUAAGAAAAGCUCUUUUCCCUAUUAAGAGAGUCUCCCAAGUUAUCAUUAUCUAAUACAAAAUAAUUGAUAUAUGAAAUACAUCAAAACCUAAGCGGAAGAAUUUGUUUUCUCUCCAUGCAAAACCAACAUAAUCAGAAGGGGAAGAAACAAAUCGAAGAGGGGGAAGAAAUGGAAGGAGAUAGAAAGGACGAAACUCUGCCACCAGGGUUUCGGUUUCAUCCUUCAGAUGAAGAACUCAUCACUUACUAUCUUGUAAACAAGAUAUCAGACGCUAAUUUUACAGGAAGAGCAAUUGCUGAUGUUGAUCUCAACAAAUGCGAGCCUUGGGAUCUGCCAGGAAAGGCGAAAAUGGGAGAAAAGGAGUGGUAUUUCUUUAGUCUUCGAGAUCGAAAAUACCCAACAGGUGUAAGAACAAACCGAGCGACCAACACUGGUUACUGGAAGACCACAGGAAAAGACAAGGAGAUAUUCAAUAGUGUGACUUCAGAGUUAGUUGGGAUGAAGAAAACAUUGGUUUUCUAUAAAGGGAGAGCUCCCAGAGGAGAGAAAACCAACUGGGUUAUGCAUGAAUAUCGCAUCCACUCCAAAUCAGCUUUCAGAACUAGUAAGGAUGAAUGGGUAGUUUGCCGAGUGUUUCAGAAGAGUGCAGGUGUGAAAAAAUUCCCCACGACCCAAACCAGAGCAGUAAAUCCGGUGUACAACUUCGAUAUAGGAGCAAAUGUAAUGCCUUCACAAAUGAUGCAAGCGGCGGCCGAGAACUAUCACUUUCCCGUUGGAAGAAACUAUAUGGGAAACCCUGAUCAACUAGCAGAGUUCACAAGGAUGUUAAGAGGAGGUCCGUCAACCAGUGUUAAUCUACCAUUUCAAUCCCAAAUGAACUACCCAUUGGCCGGUGGUGGUGGAGGAGGAGGAGGGGGAGGCGGCUUCACAAUCUCAGGACUAAAUUUAAAUCUCGGAGGUGGAGGGGCCACAACACAACCUGUAUUGCGACCUAUGCAACCUCCUCCUCAACAAGAUGUUUCUUCUUCCAUGAACAUGAUGACAACUAGUACUGGUUUUUGUGCAGAGACAGCAGCAGGCUAUGCAACAGACCAAAUCCAUAAUCCUAAUGGAGGUGGAAACAGAUACAUGAGCAUGGAUCAUUGCAUGGAUUUAGAUAACUACUGGCCUCCUUACUAAGAGUAAGGAGAUGAAGAGAAUAAUCAAAUAUCACUUGAGUAAACCUAGAUUAAGAAUUAGAUAAGUCUGUUCAUGUAGUAUAACUUUUAAGUUUGUUUUACUCCAUAGUUAAUUUUCUUCUGUUUCCCUUUCACGUAGGAAAUUACUGUGUAAGUGGGUGAAGUACCCUACCCAGAGACAUUUAAAUCUUUUUGGUUAGUAACAGAUUGAAAUCACUGCCCUUCA
This is a messenger RNA of Pistacia vera, 1424 nucleotides long. RefSeq names its product NAC domain-containing protein 100. The record is from RefSeq and is a predicted model, not a curated record. The transcript has 4 exons. Lineage: Eukaryota; Viridiplantae; Streptophyta; Magnoliopsida; Sapindales; Anacardiaceae. Bases 135 to 1199 code for a protein of 354 amino acids. Gene Ontology annotation, molecular function: DNA binding. Gene Ontology annotation, biological process: regulation of DNA-templated transcription.